AUGAAGGUCUUUUCUAACGCCGUCACCUACAACUAUUCGUGGGACGAGGUCUCAUCGGCCAACUGGCAGAAAUACGGCCCCUGGAACAACAAGUCAGAGCAUGUUAUCGCUGUCGACACACUAUCACGCUCCGUCGAUCCCGCCACCGGCGUCCUUCGAACCGAGCGUCUCAUUUGCUGCAAGCAGUCUGCGCCAGAAUGGAUCAAGUCCAUCUGCGGCAAGGUAGAUGAGAGUUACGUCUACGAGGCCAGCUACGUCGACCCCACAAACAAGACCCUCACCAUGGUGAGCCAGAACUUGACAUGGAGCAACCUGGUCUCCGUGCAAGAAGAGUGUGUGUACUCGCCGCUGUCCGAGGGCGAGACCCUCUUCAGCCAGAGCGCGAGGAUCACAGCCCUCUGCGGUGGCUGGCAGAGGAUACGCAACAGCAUCGAGGACACACUCGUCACACGGUUCCACGAGAACAGCAUUCGUGGUCGUGAGGGCUUUGAGCGCGUCCUCGAGAUGAGCCGCAAGGUCUUCGCCGAGGAGAAGGAGAGGCUGCAGCGUGAGCAGAUGGUUGCGGCAUAA
Messenger RNA from Emericellopsis cladophorae, 570 nucleotides. RefSeq names its product protein MSF1. Gene Ontology annotation, molecular function: phosphatidic acid transfer activity. Gene Ontology annotation, cellular component: mitochondrial intermembrane space. The coding region runs from base 1 to 570 and encodes 189 amino acids. Lineage: Eukaryota; Fungi; Ascomycota; Sordariomycetes; Hypocreales; Bionectriaceae. The transcript has a single exon. The record is from RefSeq and is a predicted model, not a curated record. Gene Ontology annotation, biological process: phospholipid transport.